Penicillium arizonense is the source of this 924-nucleotide messenger RNA. RefSeq lists its product as uncharacterized. The transcript is spliced from 2 exons. Bases 1 to 924 code for a protein of 307 amino acids. Lineage: Eukaryota; Fungi; Ascomycota; Eurotiomycetes; Eurotiales; Aspergillaceae. The record is from RefSeq and is a predicted model, not a curated record.
AUGACUACUUCUUUUAACGAAAUGACCGACGGUGAAAACCGUCAAACUAUUGAUAAAAUAGUACACAACUUCAUCUCUCAGCGCGAUGAGAAAAGUCUGAACCCUCUUAGACUUGCCAGUCUCUCUGUUUCCGAAUUCUCAACCGAAUUGGCGAACCAUUUAUCCACAAUAAAUGAGGGUGGCAGUAUUGCCCUUGGCCGUGGAGAAAAUUUGGCCAGCAUCAGCCUAAGCAAGAGCUUAGAGAGCCUUUUCUCAACCUCAACACCACGCGUGACGGAAGGGCCGCCGUUGACUUGGACGAAGCUUGUGCUUUUCACAAGUUCAAAUUUUGAGGGCCCAACGCAGCUUAAGGUUGGCAAUUCUAGCGUCGAGCUGCCCGAGUACGACCUCAAACUCUUACGCUCUGGUCGGCCUUGGCGGUUUCUCUCCCCUUGGCCAGAUAGAGACGAUUGCACGAAGGAGCUUCAGUCAAGCGAGACUGCACUGCAGGAGCUUUCCAAUGCUCGGAAAGUAAUAGACGAGGUCUUGGCACAAAUCUCAAUUGUUGAACAACGUCUCCGGAAUCAUCACGGUUUAGUGACUCAACUCUUUGAGAGUAGGGACCACGCCACCCACCAAGGUAAAAAUUCAACCUGUGACGGUGCUCAGCCUUUUGUUCCAACCCAAGGAGCUUUUAGCCCAGAGCCUUUGGCAGAAGAUGAAAGCCCAAGUUACCAAGAUUCACCAACCAUCCCUGCACCUAUCCAUUAUGCUAGCAAAGCCGGAUCGGCCCAGCCAGUUAACGAAGAUCCGAAUGAUCAAACUCCGUCAGAAGAUGCCACUGUAGGGAAUCCUACUCAACGCGAUGACUUUGGGCAUGUAGACGACACAAGACCGGAGUCCAGAUUACACACAUCUGACUUUAUUCAAAAUCUAAGCGAGUAA